UUACUCUUUCUGGAAAUGGAGAAAAAGGAAAGGCCGUUGUUUACCUUGUGGCUUUCCAUCUGUUCUUUGUUAUGUUUGUAUGGUCGUAUUGGAUGACAAUUUUCACGUCUCCCGCUUCCCCCUCCAAAGAGUUCUACCUGUCCAGUUCUGAAAAGGAACGUUAUGAAAAAGAAUUCAGCCAAGAAAGACAACAAGCAAUUUUGAGAAGAACAGCAAGGGACUUACCUAUCUACACCACCUCAGCCUCGAAAACCAUCAGAUACUGCGAAAGAUGCCAGCUGAUGAAGCCCGACCGCGCGCAUCACUGCUCGGCGUGUGACACAUGUAUUCUUAAGAUGGACCAUCACUGUCCUUGGGUGAAUAACUGUGUGGGAUUUUCUAAUUACAAGUUCUUCCUGCUGUUUUUAUUGUAUUCCUUAUUAUAUUGCCUUUUCGUGGCUGCAACAGUUUUACAGUACUUUAUAAAAUUUUGGACGAACGAGCUGCCGGACACGCGUGCCAAGUUCCACGUGCUUUUCCUGUUCUUCGUGUCCACCAUGUUCCUCGUCAGCGUCCUGUCGCUCUUCAGCUACCACUGCUGGCUGGUGGGGAAGAACAGGACGACCAUAGAGUCAUUCCGCGCACCCACAUUUUCAUACGGACCUGACGGAAAUGGUUUCUCUCUUGGAUACCGUAAAAACUGGAGACAAGUCUUUGGUGAUGAAAAGAAAUAUUGGCUACUUCCAGUAUUUUCAAGUUUGGGCGACGGCUGCAGUUUCCCAACGCGCCUCGUGGGGAUGGACCCAGAACAAGCUUCUGUCACAGCUCAGGACGAGUGUGCCAGAAGUAUUGGCUCAAACCAGCCCUUCCCUGUCAAACCGCUUAGUGAGUCGAAAAACCGACUGCUGGAGGCCGAGUCUGCGUGGGCCGGGAACGGGUCCGAAGACGCAGGCAGACCAGGUUUAUAAAGACAUGUUAUGGACUGCUAUUUUCAGUAUUAUUUGCAAGAAAAUGAUCAGUGGAAUGAAAAAAUUGAAGUAUAACAGAAGAUAUAUAUUUUUUUCAAAACGGAAGCCUUCAUACAGAUCGCGGGGUCCACGGACUGCCAAGCGGGAAGACGCCUUAAUCUCACAUCAGCCAACAGCGGCUUACAGCCACAGAAGUGACUGACUGGCCCUUUGCAAAUAACACGUGCCUGUGAUGAGAUGCCCACAGCAGCUGCCUAUCGCGUUCACAUGGCAUGUCUAUUUUUUUAAUACCCAAGUUACGGUAUCAGACUUCUUUCUUACGGUCCAUAUAAAUUUUCACUCCUGAAACGUAAGUUAAAAACUUGUCUUAAGUGAAGUACAUCUAGGGCGGUUUGGUGGCUGAAAGUGAAUAAUAAAUCAAAACGACUGUUGCUUAUACUGUGUAAGGAAAAGAAAGGAACUGCUUUUUUUUACAACUGGGUGUUUGCUAAUUCAUAAUUACUGUUUUAAACUUUUCAAUAUUUUUAAUACAGAUUUUUUUAUUGUUGGCUAUACAGUAACGCUCAGCAGGAUUAGGAUACCUAAAUACGAUGAUUUAAGACCUGGAGCACAUUUGUGUAAUUCAUCGAAGGCUUAGUGAAGCAUUGUGCCCAAGGCUUAAAGAAAAUUUAGCAGUUUAAGAAAUAUUUUCAUUUCUCCCUGCUUUUAGGUUACUUUUGUUGUUGAAUUUUCAUGACCGUAGGUCAGGGAAACACAGAUGCAUGUGCUGUAGAGAUACUGGACUCAGUAGGAACAGGUAGAAGUGGCUAGAAGAAAAAUAAAGAGAACAGGCAGGCUCCCAAGGUGUGUAGAGGCGAUGUGCUGUUGAAUCAAAUUUCAGUUUAGGAGAUGAUGAAAAAUUACUCGAAACUUCACAGUGAGGCUAUAAACAGCUCAAUCAAUGACUUCAAAGGCAACUUAAACUAAAGUGAAACUGUCGAGCAUAAUGCUGCUCUCAGGAAAGACAGUCUAAUCUGAGUCGUCAUUUAAAACUUCCAGUCUCUGACAGGCAGUUUCCGCUCUUAGAUGCAAAAUACUAAAGCUGACAUUCUAACAGCAGCCUCUUUCUGCCGAGUUAGAUACAUAUCCUCUUUUCCUUUUGAAAUCCAGUCUAAGUGGCAAGAAUUGUUGCAUUAAUUCUAAAGAGAAAUAUAGUGUCUUAUAAAGGAGUAACAAUGUAGAAAUGUCAAUCCUUGUUUAUAGUGUUCAAAUACACACACAAAACAAUGUGAUUUGCUGCCAGUAGUGGAUAGAGAUAAGUUUUAACAAGCAUCUGUGAAGUACCAACGGUUAUAGUUUUCCUCUCUGUAGGAUGGGACCGAUGGGGGGGCGGGAGGGGUGGUUAGGGAUGAUGGGGCUGGAUGACCUCUAACAUUAUUCGAUUUCUGAUUUUGCAAAAAUAACCUUAGUUUUCAUUCAUCCAACAAAUAUUUUUAGAGUGCUUUCUGCAUGCCAAACAAUAUAUAAGGGAUAACUCUAUACUCAAAUGUCACAUAAACUUUCUGCUCAACUAUUCCAGUUUUUCCGUUUAUAGGAUUUAUCUAAUUCCAUUGGUUAAUACUAAUAUUAGAUUUUAAGAGGAAGUAACUUUCCCCCGUGAACCAAAGGAAUGUGUUAGCUUUGAAAAUGUAGUUUGGAAUACUAUCAUAUGGAUUCUUCCACCUUUAUUUUAACUGUAGUCUUAAUAAUCUUGAUUCUGGAAAACCCUUAAGUAUGAGAAUUCAGGGAUACCAAUUACCAACCAAAAUGAUCACUUCAGUUUGGCAGCUUAUAUAUUACAAGGAAAUAGUAAAUGUUUAAAUUUACUACUUUCAGAAGUGUUCUCCUGGGACCGUUAUGAGUAUUUCUACAUUUAGAUCAAAGGAUUUGCAUGCACCUAACAACCAAUGAGACCUGAUUGUCCCCUUUAACGUAUCCGGGCACUUUUGUGGUGUUGUAAUCUUUCUCAGUUCUUUUAAUUCCUCUUAAUUAACGUCAGCUUUAAUAGCAUAGUAAACACCUUUUCAGAAAUUUUCGGUUAACACCUUUUAAAGCCAACAUUUUGCCACAUUCUGAAUACCGUUUGGCUGAGUUUACUCAUAGGCCAGCAGGGGCCUCCAGGUGGCUUGGGGACCGGGGAAAGGCUGCCUGUUUGCUAUUGCACCUGGUAUUGAUUAGUGCUGUCACUCUGUGGGGAGAAAGGUCAAAAUGAAGCCCUGGGAGAAUUUAUUAGAACCAUCUAUGGCCCUUCAAAUGUGUGAACAGGUGUGAUAUUUAAGGAAAAUCAAAUCCAACUUCAGGUCUUGCCACUGCCAUUAAAAAACAAAGUGACCGGAGACUCGGUUUUACCUGGGCACAAACUUACUUGAAUAUUCAGUAGCCGAGGCAUCCGACCAGUGUCCCCUUGCCAGGGGCAGCUGUGGUAGAGUCGUCCUUAAACAGGGACACGUUUACAGAGUUUAGAUUCGUCUUUACACACAGAUGAUUUUUUAAGUCUUUUUACAUAUUUAAUGGUUAUGAUUCAAUGUGUCAUAAUUUAACUGCAAGGUUAGUUUAAAUCAAAUAUGCAAUGUUUACUUGAAUUUUAUUUCUCUUAGAAAGCAGAUUUUGACUUUGUUUACAGGGUUGUUUAAAUUCAGGAUUAUCUGACGAGGUUUCCAUUCAGUAAUGUUUAAAGUACUUGUAUAUUAAGGGCUUGGUGUUAGGAUCUGCAUAUUCGGGGCACUGACCACACACGCAGUGAAUUACCAGAUGUCUAGCUUUUGAUCUAGGACUAGCACUGCUAUCAAUGAAAAGUAUUUUUAAUCUGUUAUUAAGAAAUUAAUCAUAUUUUUGCAUUUCAGCCAACAUAAAGACCAUAAUAAUCUCUAAUAAUCUCUAAGCUAUAGCUAAUAUGUAAACCUGAAAUCCGUGUUUCAUAUAAUCUGAACUGUAUUUUCCAAUUUAAAUUAAAAAUGCAAUAUAGAUUCAGAAAGUUCCAUAUUUUUCUAACGAGUUCACUUUAUAUUUUGUUGGGUUGUAUGAAGAAUCAAGGAUUUGUAUUUGUAUUAAAAGUUUGAGAAAGCUGGUAGUCGAGUUCAUUAUAUUUGUACAUGACUGCAGAUGGGUCUAUGCCCGUUUAAAAGAAAAGAUGGAUGCUAUUUUAAAGUGAUCUUCAAUGUUUUUAUAUAAACAGAUUUGAAACAGUUUACUGGAGUUGUCUUUGCUAUCCAGUCCCGUAGGUCUUCUGUUUGCUUCUCAGGAGUGUCCCCCUGGACCAUGACUGAAUGCUCACCCUUUGCUUUGUCCACUGGAUGGUCUAAUCCACCUUAACAUAAAGGCUGAAUGAACAUUCUAAACUUUUUUUAAAGAUCAUAAGUUACUGUAUUAAUAAACAAAAGUAAAAUACUGUA
Pteropus alecto (black flying fox) is the source of this 4357-nucleotide messenger RNA. It is a transcript of the gene ZDHHC20, whose product is annotated as zinc finger DHHC-type containing 20. Gene Ontology annotation, biological process: protein targeting to membrane; peptidyl-L-cysteine S-palmitoylation; synaptic vesicle maturation. NCBI's taxonomy places the organism in Eukaryota, Metazoa, Chordata, Mammalia, Chiroptera, Pteropodidae. Gene Ontology annotation, molecular function: protein-cysteine S-palmitoyltransferase activity. The record is from RefSeq and is a predicted model, not a curated record. The transcript has 11 exons. Bases 72 to 947 code for a protein of 291 amino acids. Gene Ontology annotation, cellular component: endoplasmic reticulum; Golgi apparatus.